Verticillium alfalfae VaMs.102 is the source of this 1125-nucleotide messenger RNA. RefSeq names its product endoglucanase-4. Bases 1 to 1125 code for a protein of 374 amino acids. Lineage: Eukaryota; Fungi; Ascomycota; Sordariomycetes; Glomerellales; Plectosphaerellaceae. The record is from RefSeq and is a predicted model, not a curated record. The transcript has a single exon.
AUGCCUUCCUUCAAGACCAACGCUCUUCUCUCCGCCGUUGCUGGCGCCGCCUCCGUCAUGGCCCACGGCCACGUCGAGAGCAUCAUCGCCGACGGCACCCAGUACGAGGCUUUCGGCCUGUCCAACGCCUACAACGCCAACCACGCUCCCCUCGUCGGCUGGUCCACCACCGCCCUGGACAACGGCUUCGUCGCCCCCUCCGCCUUCGGCACCGGCGACAUUGCCUGCCACCGCGGCGCCACCAACGCCGAGGGCACCGCCGUCGUCGCCGCCGGUGGCGAGAUCUUCCUCCAGUGGGACACCUGGCCCGAGUCCCACAAGGGUCCCGUCAUCGACUACCUCGCCUCGUGCGGCAGCGGUGACUGCACCACCGUCGACAAGGCCUCGCUCGAGUUCUUCAAGAUCGCCGAGGUCGGCCUCAUCUCCGGCGCCGGCUCCUCCGGCACCUGGGCCUCUGACGUCCUGAUCGAGCAGGGCAACGGCUGGCUCGUCAAGAUCCCCGCCACCCUCGCCGCCGGUGACUACGUCCUGCGUCACGAGAUCAUUGCUCUCCACGCCUCCGGCCAGCCCGACGGUGCCCAGAACUACCCCCAGUGCAUCAACAUCCGCGUCACUGGCGGUGGCUCCGAGCUCCCCACCGGCACCGUCGCCACCUCGCUCUACACCGCCGAGGACGCCGGUAUCCUGUACGACCUCUACUCCUCCACCUCGUACGAGAUCCCCGGCCCUGCGGCCCCCGCCAUCGCCUCGGCCGUUGAGCAGGCCGUCCCCGCCGCCACCGCCACCUCCCCCGCCGUUGUUGGUGGUGGCUCCGGCUCCGCCCCUGCUCCCGCUCCUUCUUCUCCCGCCGAGACCGAGACCCCCGCGGCCCCCGUUGAGACCGAGGCUCCCGUCGCGCCCGCUCCUUCGGCCCCUGUCGAGGAGCCCAGUGCCCCUGCCCCCUCUGCCCCCGUUGAGGAGCCCACCGCUCCCGCUCCCGUCCCCAGCGCCCCCGUCGAGGAGCCCGUCGAGGAGCCCACCCCCGAGGUCCCCGCCGAGUGCCCUGCCGCCGCCCGCCGCCGCGCCCGCCGCGCCGCUCGCCGUGCCCGCCGCCACGCCCGUGACGUCCAGGCCGCCCGCCUCUAA